UUUUUUUGUGGAUAUUCCAAGCCUGCUUUCGUAAGCCUCUGACACUGUUACUCAUUGCUUAAUCUGGACCACUUCUUUAGCUUUCUCCUUCUAUAAAACCCAUUCAUUUCUCAUGCAGUGCUCCCUUACCAGAUCAAUGCAAUCUGUAAAACAAGACUUCAUGUUAUCCCCUUCCAUGUACUCCACCAUGAUUCCACCCGAGGCCACACGAAUGAACUACUUUGUUCCUGAAAAUCCUUUGUCUAUUCCUGAUAAUUUCGACUUCAUGGCAAGCAAUUUACCAGCAUUUGAAUUAGACAGAUUCUUGACCAACCUACCAAAUUAUCAGACAUCUCCUGCAGUUCAGGAGUUCACUCCGAAUUCCUCAUGCAUCAGCAACAACUCGACCUCUGAUGAAGCAGACGAACCUCAGUUCUACAUCAUCGAUGAAAGAAAGCAAAGGAGAAUGAUAUCCAACAGGGAAUCCGCUAGAAGGUCAAGGAUGCGAAAACAGAGGCACCUUGAUGAGCUUUGUGCGCAGGUUCUUCGUCUUAGAACUGAGAAACACAAUCUCAUAGACAAGUUGAACCACAUGUCAGAGAGCCAUGACAGGAUUCUUCAAGAGAAUGAAAGGCUCAAGGAAGAAACUUCUGAUCUUCGUGAAAUGGUGAUAGAUCUCCAACUUGGUACUUCCUAUUCUGCUUUAAGAGAACUCGAAGACAUUCCAUCUCACAACUGAAUCUUCAAAUUAGUAUGUCACUACUUCCACAAGCCUUCUUCACUGAGCAUGAGCUCUUUUACUGACUCUGUGUGUGUGUGAGGAAGAGUGAGAGAGAGGGAGAAUUUUAUCCACUUAAAUUCCUUUGUAACAGUACAGUUCAAUGGAUGCUAAUCAAUGUUUUCCCUAAGUAUAACUGCAUCAUUAUCAGAAGCAACAUAUGAUAUAUCAAUAAAAUAUGUAUCAGCCAAGACCAUGGUGCACAUCAAUGAGAAAAGUCCAGCUCAUCCUGCUACAUAUUCAUCGAACUGUUAGUGGAGAAAAAUCAGUGGAAUAAUAUUCUCUGUGGUCAAUAAUUUAUAAAUAUUAGAAUCUAUCAUUA
Molecule: messenger RNA, 1079 nt
Organism: Olea europaea var. sylvestris
Lineage: Eukaryota; Viridiplantae; Streptophyta; Magnoliopsida; Lamiales; Oleaceae
Product: basic leucine zipper 43-like
Exons: 1
Coding region: 113-718 (201 amino acids)
Biological process (GO): regulation of DNA-templated transcription
Molecular function (GO): DNA-binding transcription factor activity
Source: RefSeq, a predicted model, not a curated record